Molecule: messenger RNA, 1965 nt
Organism: Zonotrichia leucophrys gambelii
Lineage: Eukaryota; Metazoa; Chordata; Aves; Passeriformes; Passerellidae
Exons: 4
Coding region: 313-1101 (262 amino acids)
Biological process (GO): protein polyubiquitination; protein monoubiquitination
Molecular function (GO): ubiquitin protein ligase activity
Source: RefSeq, a predicted model, not a curated record
CACAGUUCGGGCGGGCAAACGUCUCUGCUUGCUUGGGAUACGUCCAUAGGUUCUGCCUCUUCUCCUGUGUUCCUGAGGGCCACUUUGGGGCAAAACAUUCAGUAGGAAAAGGUCUAAGAAGAAGAAGAAUCCUGUUACAUAAGGUGCUUCUGUCACCUUAUGGGCUGGUCAUCACACCAACACACCCACCCAGAAUAAAUCAACUGUGCCUCCGGGUGAACUGGACUUGCACUUCUACUUUUAUCGUGCAACACCAGCGAGGGCGAGCAGCUCGCGUCCCUGAGCUGACCCCAGCCUGCCACCGCCGCCAGCAUGGCAGAGUGGAAGUGCUCCAUCUGCCACGAAGCCUCGGACAACAUUGCCUACGUGCGCCCCUGCUUGCACCAGUUUUGCAUGGACUGCAUCAUGGAGUGGGCCAGGAAAAACCCAACGUGCCCGCUAUGCAGGCAGACGGUGCACACCAUCACCCACCCGGCGCCAGACAACCAGGGCAUCGCGGAGAUGGUUGUGCCCAGGAGUUUGGAGAUGGUGUCCAGGAGCGUCGGCCCGGAUGAGGAGUUGGACUUGGCGGAGCCGCAGCCCCGGGCUCCGGUUGAGGAGUUCCCUCCCGAGACCUGGGCAUUUUUGUUCAGCAACUACCCCGAGAUCCUGUGGCCGCUGGAGAUGUGGCUGCACGAGGUGCUGUGCGGGCCCAGCUCGUGGGACGUGGCCUUCGCGCGGGGCAGGAUCGUGGCCAGCCUGUGCCGCUACGGGCUGCACGAGGAGGCCCUGGGGCGGGAGUUGCAGCCCUUCCUGCGGGAGCAGACGGUGGCCUUCGUCCGGCAGCUCAUCCUCGUGGCCGCCGAGCGGUGCGGCGUGCUGGCGCGGCUCCGCAUGGACACGGGCUCCCAGCAGCCGGUCCCCCAGCAGGCCGACCCCGAAGCUGCCGCCUUGCCGGGCACCAGCGGGGCGCAGGAGGAGCGCCGUGAGGGGCCGGGGCAGGCCGGGGCCGGGACCUCGGGCGCCGGGCCGAGCGGCGACAGCGGGCCCGCCGGGCUGCGCAGAGACGGCGGCGGGCAGGAGAGCGGGGGCCACAAGGCGGCUCACCACCGCCCGAACUAGAGUGCUGUGGCAGCCCCGGGAGAAACGGGAUCGGGACAGCAGCGGGGAUCUUUCUUUAGUUCACAGUAAAGUAAUUUUGUAAAGCAGCCAAACCAAAGCAAAACAAAAUCACCAACCCCAAGAACAAUUUAAAAACCGCGUGAAAAGCCUUAGUCUCUCACUACAAGCCUUUUAUGUGGCAUUGCGCGCGCUGUCACCCACAUGCCUUCUCCUUCUGCCGGUGCUGUGCACACCUUCCCCCCAGUGUGUGUCCUUCAACUCCCACGUUGUCUGCCGUAGUUUGAAGCCCCAAUUCCCCUCUUAGAGUGUAUUUGUCACAGUUUCUUCAAGAGAUUGCAUUAUUACGGGCUCAAGACUUACUUCCAGUGUGUCUUAGUUUAUUAGCAAAUUGAUGGAAUUCCAGACAAAAAGAAUUCUCCAUUGUACUGCUAUUCCAGUUUAACUUAGCUAUGUUUGAUUGUUGUAAUCUUCGAUGCAGUGUUGUUCUUGCCUCUCUGCUGGGGCUCUUCUCCAUUCUCUGCAGCACAGUCCUCCCUGUCUUCUCAGGGGCUCCUCUUGGGCUCUCGACCCACCCCUAUUUAUCUCAGUUACCUUCACGAGCUACAGCUGCUGCCCAACUAAGGACCCUGCAGCUGCAGCUCGUUUGGAGCAACUCAGACCCACACAGGUCUUACAAUACAACAUAUAUUCAGGCCCCCACAUUUGAUGAUAUUUUAUAUGAUCGUGAUCAAGACAUUGAAAUUUGUAUUAAAAUUUAGGUUUGUUUCCUUUAAAAUAUGUUACAUGAAUUCUUUGUGUAGACAUCCUGUGAGUGUGAAGACUUAAUUCUUUCUAUCAAGAGAUUGACAUAUUGCUAAUAUUCCA